Messenger RNA from Botrytis porri, 4221 nucleotides. RefSeq lists its product as uncharacterized. Gene Ontology annotation, cellular component: cytoplasm; nuclear membrane. Gene Ontology annotation, biological process: protein import into nucleus. Lineage: Eukaryota; Fungi; Ascomycota; Leotiomycetes; Helotiales; Sclerotiniaceae. The transcript is spliced from 10 exons. The record is from RefSeq and is a predicted model, not a curated record. Bases 439 to 3459 code for a protein of 1006 amino acids.
AUAUUCCCCAAAAUAAGAAUAUUCUAGUUGCAGAUGGUUCUCGAGAUUCCUCUUUAUAAUUUUUAUCAAACCAAGAAGUGAUAAAAUAAAACUAGCAUGAAUUGGCUUUUAUAGCGACGAUUAAUCAAUUCUUUUCUAUCCACUCUGCGAGGCUUAUAAAGGCUUGCUUGCUACCGCUAUCCAGAAGGCUGGCCCAAAGAUUCACCGGCCAUAACAAAACAAACAAUUUACUGCAGAACAUCUUGCACAUUUCUUUCCCUUCCACGUCAUAGAUCUCCAAAAUUUGAGUUGAAGAAUCUCCCAAAAUUAUAAACCCAGUAUCUUUUGGCUUCGGUCAUGUAUCAAACUCAAGCCUCCUCCUAACCCGCCCUACUUUUAGAUCGCGUGUGCUUCCGUUUUUGCUUGAUUGGUACACAAACGAUACCCUUUCAAAAGGAUAUGGAGACCGAAACGUUACCUUCAUCACUUGAUGAGGUAGAAGCUCUCGUUCAUCAACUAUACAAGGCUGGUCCUCCUCAACAGGUUUCAAAAAUUCAGGAAACUCUCCAAAAGCUACAGAGUUCUCCUGCUGGUUGGGAGCUGGCCAAUGGCCUACUGGGCAGCAACUCGGAAAAUGUCAAAUUCUUUGGGGCAUUAACGUUCACUAUCAAACUCAACACAGAUUCACAAUCUCUACAGGAUGAUGAUGCGCAGAUUGUGCUACAACAGAUCAUUGGAUGGCUUAUCAAGUGUUUGAAUUCUGGCUGCGGAGCACUUGUCGUCAGAAAACUAUGCACAACAUUAGUCACUUAUUUCCUUCAUUUCUCUGGCUCUUGGGCUCGUUGCAUUUCUCAUCUCACAUAUUGCCUAUGCCUUGGCGAGGCCGUUCCUUAUCAAAAAAUCGAGGAUGCUCCUAUUAUGGCGGUCCUUGCCCAGAAUCUACCAGAUGACAAAAGUCUGGCGAUACUGUGGUUCUCAGCUACUUUGGUAGAAGAAGUUGGAAAAACGGAUUCAAAUUCAAUGAAGCAACACAAAUUUCACGAAUAUGUGGUUCAGAAUGUUGAAGACAUUGUGACCAUAUUGACAAAGGGCAUUGUAAACACACCAGGGGUUCCUAUAAACACAAAGGUUCGCCAGGAAUCAAUGAAAUGUUUUCAGUCAUGGGUUCUUUACUCUCAUCGUGCAUUUCUCGAUGCCGCCAUUGUUCUUGCUCCUUUAAGAACUCUAACUCAGCCUGCAUUGAUGCUGAUCAUCGAUAAUGAUUUAUAUGAAAUCACUGUGGAGCUGUUUGCAGACAUACUAGCCAACUACUCGUCCUUUCUCUCCGAGAAUGACUUCACGAUGCUUUACGAUCUCUUCAGUAGCUCUUGGGCACAGGAAAGAUAUGCGAAAUUGGUCCAAGGCGAUUUUGACUUUGAUUCAGUGCAAUUCGGCCAAUUCCUAUUAAGUUUUGGCGAUGCCACGGUGCAAGAUCUAGCUCAAAAUAUCUCGACCGAUUCUAGAAGUCAGCAAAUACUUUCUGCUCUUGUAGGACUACUUGGCGCAGAUGGCUACAUUGUCAAUGAAGACAAGAUAUUUGUCCCAGCAGUAGAAUUCUGGGCUGUUUAUCUGGAAACUGUACUCGACUUGUCAUACAACGUGGAUGCUUCACCUCCUUGGCUACCAGCAGCGAGAUCAGUGCUGAUGCAAGCAAUCGAGAAAUGCUGGCAUAAAAUGCAAUUCCCUCCCAAACAUGAAUUCAGUUCGUGGGAUUCAAAUGAGCGUGCUGCCUUCAAAGAUGCUCGAAGAGACGUGGGAGACUUAAUACAACAAUCUUACAUGUUACUUGGCUUACCACUUGUUUCUAGCUUCGUUGACCUCAUUCUAAAAUCGGUUGAGAAAGGAGACGCCUGGGGCGAACUAGAAGCCUCAUUGACCUGCUUAUCUGAAUUUCAGGACUAUAUCAAAGAAGAGUCGGAUGAAUACUUGGACAAAGUUUUUGGAUCGCCACUUUUCUCUAUGCUCACAAGGUCCGAUUCAACUGUCCCUUCACGCACAAGGCAAGCGUUCCUCAUGGUCAUCAAUGGCUAUCCAGACUACUUUGAACGUCAUACACAACAUCUUCCGAGCGCUCUUAAUCUUAUGUUCAGUAUGCUACAUUCACCAACGUUGGCCAGGGUAACAUCAAAGUCAAUCGCGAUGCUCUGUUCAUCCUGCCGAAAGGUACUUGUUCCUGAACUUGCGGCGUUUCUGCAGCAAUAUAGUGAGAUCAAUCGAGAGAACUCUGUGGAAAGUUAUGCAAAAGAGGGUGUCAUUGGCGCUAUAGCAUCAAUUAUUGAAGCAAUGCCGAACGAUGAAUUGAAGCUGGCCCCUCUUAGACAACUGUUGGAAUUUGUCCAAAGGGACCACGAACGAAGUCUUCAUUUAUUGAGCACAAAUUUCACAAACGUGGCAUCAAAUACACAGGUGCCGGAUAGCCAAGUAGCUGCUGACGAAGUUGAACUCACUGCUAUAAGAUGUUUAAUAAGUAUCGGAAAGGGUCUUCAAGUACCUGCGGAUACCCCUGUUGAUCUUAAUACUAAUGAAAAUAAUUAUUCAUACUGGAAGAAUGGCAAUGGCAGAGGAAUUCAAGUACAGGUUUUAAACAUUCUUACCGCAGCUAACGAAGCCUUCCCCGGCCAUGGUGAGAUAACAGAGGAAAUCUCGCACGUUUUUCGCACUGGCUUGGUCGAAACUGAUGGCCCAUUUGCUUUCCCUCCUGAAGAUGUUGCUAAAUUCAUCUUCAGAUCCAAUUAUCAGACGCCUCGUAUUAUCACAGUCAUCAACACCGCCUGCUCACUCAUUAAUUCAUGUAGCACAGCAUCAGAUGAGCGCAACCAUCAGGUUUCAAGUGCCUUGUUAACAUGGGUCUCUGGAUUGGCGGAAGCUAUAAAUCACGAGCCCAGCAAUGACCCAGAGAUCUCGCAACCAAGCAUCGAGUUCCUCCAUCGUCUAAUCUCCACCCCUAAAAAUCUCCACAUUCUCCUUCACCAUGAGCCCAAAUCCUCGCUUGAACAUAUUUUCAUGUUUACCCUCAAAGCCCUUACAGGCCGGGAUCCACUACCCAAACAAAGUGCUGCUGAAUUCUGGGCCUCAUUCGUCUCCCUCCCUACCAACAACCCAGAUACCCACGUCCAACAAGCCAUUACCAACGCUCUUCAACAUCUCGGACCCCUCCUCGCCCAAGCCCUCAUCUAUAACAUUGGUGGUGGAGCCGCUCGCAGCGAACUCGACAAACUUUCUGACCCGCUGCGAAAACUUGUUGUGAGUCAGGUGCGAGCAAAGAGUUGGUUGGAAGCGGCGUUGAUGGAUGGAAACUUCCCAAGUGACAAGAUAGAUCAGAAGGAGAAAAUGGUAUUUUUGACCAAGGUCAUGAAUCUUCGUGGUGCUAGGGGAACAAAUUCGGUGGUGAGAGAAUUCUGGUUAGCGUGUCGAGGAUCAAAUUUUGCAUAUGUUUCUUGAGAUGGAGAAGAAGGGGUAGAUGGACACGACCAGAAUGUGGAUGAAUGAAUAUUUGGAUGGUGCCAAGAAAGGAACUAUUCUACAAUUGAAUCCAGAUAGCAUUGUAUUGUACACGAUUGAACGCCUCAAUCAAUUUUAAAUAGAUAGACCAAUCCUUUUUCCAGCAUCUCAUUUUCUAUUUAUGCAUCCUCAUCCUCUACUUGAUCUGUAAACUUCUUGAAUAAUAAAUACACUAGACAUGUAAAUCUAGAACCAACAUGUAUCUAAAAUCGCAUAAAAGCAGCCAUAGCGAAAGUUGUCCCAAAAGAAACUUUGAACGCAACGUUUUCUUCUAUGAGCGAACGUAGAUUCACAUGUUUGAUAUAGCGCUGGAUACGAUCUGUAGGGACGAUAUCGAGGCCGUGGGAAGAGGCCCACUGUAUCCCAACAACCAUUAAACCGAUUAUUAGCGCUAGCGAACGCGAAAAUGUACUGACUGCCAGACCGGCUCCUAGUCCUGUGGUGGGUUGGGUGUUAGUGGGAGUUCUUUGUGUGAUUUGUUCUUAAUGGCUCUCUCUCCCUGCUGCCUUAUUUUGCUUCCCUCUUGACAUCACCUAGUUUCCAUAUCCAUAUCCAUAUCCAUUCUCUCUCUCCUCCCUUCCCCUUCUCUUACUCUCCCUUUCCCCUUCUCUCUGUCCCCUCAUACUCGAAUAACUCAAACCAAACCAAACCAACCCCAAGAAAGGAAAGAAAAAACAUACCAACAAUACUCCCACUACUAAU